This is a messenger RNA of Nannospalax galili (Upper Galilee mountains blind mole rat), 4154 nucleotides long. It is a transcript of the gene Slc1a4, whose product is annotated as solute carrier family 1 member 4. Gene Ontology annotation, biological process: L-serine transport; L-glutamate transmembrane transport. Bases 272 to 1867 code for a protein of 531 amino acids. NCBI's taxonomy places the organism in Eukaryota, Metazoa, Chordata, Mammalia, Rodentia, Spalacidae. Gene Ontology annotation, cellular component: plasma membrane. The transcript is spliced from 8 exons. Gene Ontology annotation, molecular function: L-alanine transmembrane transporter activity; L-serine transmembrane transporter activity; L-aspartate transmembrane transporter activity. The record is from RefSeq and is a predicted model, not a curated record.
UUCCCAGACUGUGGCCUCCCGCGCGUUCCCAGCGUUGCAUCAUUUUUAGCUAGAGGCUGCGCUGAAGGAAGGCUGGGCGCGGCACGGUGCGCUCGGUCCCGCUCCAGCCCACAGCCUCCUCUCCUCACCCUCCCGACCUGCCCCCGCAGGGACCCGCAGACCCCCGGGGCACGACUGACAGAGGCCGCUGUGUCCGCCCGAUCCUUUCAUUGAGAGCCGCCCUUCGGUGGGAGCCCGAUUCCCUUCUACAGCCCGGAGCGCUGACCGCGGCAUGGAGAAGAGCAGCGACACUAAUGGCUACCUGGACAGCGCCGCCGCGGAGCCUGCAGCCCGGCCCCGCGAGCCCGAGGCGGCGGGCCGCACGCAGCGCUGUGUUCGCUUCCUGCGGCGCCAGGCGCUAGUGCUGCUCACCGUGUUCGGGGUGCUGGUGGGCGCCGGCAUGGGCGUGGCUCUGCGCGGACUCCACCUCACCCGCACGCAGAUCAGCUACCUGGCCUUCCCCGGCGAGAUGCUGCUCCGCAUGCUGCGCAUGAUCAUCCUGCCGCUGGUGGUCUGCAGCCUGGUGUCGGGCGCCGCCUCCCUGGACGCCAGCUCCCUCGGGCGUCUGGGCGGCAUCGCCGUCGCCUACUUCGGCCUGACGACGCUGAGCGCCUCUGCGCUCGCGGUGGCUUUGGCGUUCAUCAUCAAACCAGGGGCGGGCGCAGAGACCCUUCAGUCCAGCAUCCUGGGGCUGGAGGACUCGGGGCCUCCUCCGGUCUCCAAGGAGACGGUGGACUCUUUCCUGGAUCUGCUCAGAAACCUACUUCCCUCCAAUCUUGUGGUUGCAACGUUCAACACGAUUGCAACCAGUUACAAAAUGAUAACCCACAACACCAGCUCUGGCAACAUGACCCAGGAGAAGAUCCCUGUCGUCUCUGAUAUUGAAGGAAUGAACAUUUUGGGACUGGUUUUUUUUGCCCUGGUGUUAGGAGUGGCUCUAAAGAAGCUAGGCUCUGAGGGAGAAGAGCUCAUCCGUUUCUUCAAUUCCUUCAAUGAGGCAACGAUGGUGCUGGUGUCCUGGAUUAUGUGGUAUGUACCUAUAGGCAUCAUGUUUCUGAUUGGAAGCAAGAUUGUGGAAAUGAAGGACAUUGUCAUGCUGGUGACCAGCCUCGGGAAAUAUAUCUUCGCAUCAAUAUUGGGCCAUGUUAUUCAUGGAGGAAUUGUUCUACCUCUGGUCUAUUUUGCUUUUACACGGAAAAACCCAUUCAGAUUCCUCCUGGGCCUCCUCACACCAUUUGCAACAGCAUUUGCUACCUGCUCCAGCUCAGCAACCCUUCCUUCUAUGAUGAAGUGCAUUGAAGAAAACAAUGGUGUAGACAAGAGGAUCAGCAGGUUUAUUCUCCCCAUUGGGGCCACCGUGAACAUGGAUGGAGCAGCCAUCUUCCAGUGUGUGGCCGCAGUGUUCAUUGCCCAGCUCAACAACGUGGAGCUGAGUGCAGGGCAGAUUUUCACCAUUCUAGUGACAGCUACAGCAUCCAGUGUUGGCGCAGCAGGCGUACCAGCUGGAGGGGUCCUCACCAUCGCCAUCAUCCUAGAGGGCAUUGGGCUACCCACACAUGACCUCUCUCUAAUCCUUGCUGUAGACUGGAUUGUGGACCGAACCACCACUGUGGUAAAUGUGGAAGGGGAUGCCCUGGGAGCAGGGAUCCUCAACCACCUGAAUCAGAAGUCAAUGAAGAAAGGUGAGCAGGAGCUCCAAGAGGUGAAGGUGGAGGCCAUUCCCAACUACAAGUCUGAGGGGGAGACGUCACCGCUGGUGACACACCAGAACCCUGCAGGCCCUGCAGCCAGUGCUCUGGAACUUGAAUCUAAGGAGUCAGUGCUGUGACACAGCUGAGUUGCUAGCCAAACUGCUAGUUCUGGCAGCCUGCCCUGGUAGCCUGCCUCAUUAUUUAGAAGUGGGCAUGGCCGUCACGGACUUUGAGUUUCUCAAGCAAUGCUUUGCCCAAUCACCAAUUUGAGGGUGACCUCUUGGCACAGGCAUUGGGCUCCCAGGCCAGAACUGUUUACCAAGGAUCAGGACACUCUGAUGGUUGGCUUGAUCCAUGUCUCAGUGCAGCUGCAGAUACACCCUGACUCUGUUUGGAAACACCCCCUUGAGCUGCCAGGCCUACAUGGAGUCCUGUAGGCGAAGCUUGGGGACAUGCAGAUGCAUUCUUCAUUGCCCCCUGGUUAGCUACAUCGGGUGUUUUCUGGGCAAACCAGUUGUCUGUCACAUUGCCUCAUCAGCAGUAGUCAUUGGAGAAAUUCUCAAAUUCUUUGACUGGGCUGGAAUUUCCUGAGCUGAGACUUCAGUUUUUUUUUUUUUUUAAAUUGUGCUCCACUUGUAUAGAUGGCUUCUGGGGGGCUUCCCAGUGCCAGGUCAUAAAUACACCAAGUAGGUUAGGAUGGCUGGGGCCUCAGGAGCUUGAGUGAACCAUAUAAAUUCUGAGGUCAGGGAAAGGAGUUGAGGGGGGGCCCUAAUUAUUACAAGAUACAAUCAGGGUGGGGAGUACCCUGAUUAGGGCAAGAAACAGGGCUGUGCCCAUCCUAGCCCUAUGGCACUUCUCUGCUUCCUUCUGAGGCCUGGGUCUCUGUGAGCACUUCAUCUUUAUCUCCAUUUUGGUUUGGCAACAGGCCCUGGGGACCUCUUUCUCUAGGAGGUGUCAUGUGGUCACUGCAUUGUUGACCCAUAUUGGUUAAUCAGUCUGUUAGUAUGGUUUAUAGAUCCUAUGGUUGUAGAUCCUCUCUAAAAUGCUACAGGGCAGCCAAGAACAAAAUCACAGGACUUCUCCUCACCCAGUCAACCCAUGCACUAAUCAAAGGGGAGCUCCUGUUCUCAGGUCCCCUAGCUUUGACUGAUUUCCACAGGUGUGGACUUGCUUCUGUGUGACCGGUGGCAAGUCCUGGAUCCUGUCACCUGUUCUUACCUACAUCAGUGGGAUCUGGUGAGGCAAGCUCUAAAUCUGAAAACGGUCAUUUUGUUGCUUGGAAAUCAAGUCUUAACACCUGUACGCUUUCAACUUACCUGAGGGACAGCUUUCUCCAGGGAGCACAGCCACUGGUGAGGGCAGCUUUCCUGAAAGAGCUCUGUCCUCUUCAUGCCUCAGCACUCAUUCCCAAGAGUCGUUUGAUAGCAUUGAAGCUGCCUCUUCCCUGGCGUGCUACCCACUGUCCACCACAUCUCUCUUGUUGUACCCCCAGGUCCAGGCCCCAUUUCUGCUGCCCCACCCAUGGCAGGAGAUUAAGCCCCAGAUGUCACCCUUACUCAUUCUCUUGCUUGCCCUGGUGUGUGUAUCACUGAAACCCACAGACUUGGGACAGAGACCACUUUACAGUGGGACCUAUGCCUGAGUGGAGGGAUGGGAACAACCCAUGGGAAACAGAACCCAUGCAGCCAGUAAGAAGGCCUGGCUCUCUUUAAAUCAACUGGGCCACUCCACUCUCCAGUGGGGACAGGAGUGUCCAGGAAGGAACCAAGAAGAGAGUGGCCUGGGAUCUUGGGCCCCUGGCCAGAGCUUGUUGCCAACACUGUUUUUAAAAGAAGAAACAAUCACAUCAUUUGAUUACUAACUACAAAUGAGCAUUUGUUAAUUUUUGGGCUUCAGUGAAUCUUUUUCCUUCUUACAUAUAUUAUGUAUUUCCUUACAUAUAUUAUGUCUAUAUACAUACACAUAUGUAUGUCUAUGUGUGGUAUGUGUAUGUGUGUGCGUGUACAUGUGCGGUUUUAGCUCCAACCCAAGCAAGUUUGAGUUUGGAUAGAGGAGUACUAAACUACAAGCUAUAUCUUUGCCAUUCUGAUUUUCCCAUUUUUAAGAGGAAUCAUUAAAUUGGGAUUGGAGCUAUACUCAUGUCCCAUCCUAGACCCACAGUGAAGAAUGCUGCUGGGGUCUGGAGGAGGAUAACCUUUGGAGGCCAGAAGAAGAGGGAGGAGGUGCCGGGUCUCUGAUUUGGGGCCCACAGAGGAAUCCAGGCAGUUGGUAACUGAGGAAAAUUCCACCAUGACUGUCUGAAAUAUGUCCCUGCUGUUCUCUAACAUGUAAAUAACCAUUCAUCUCUGACGUUUUGUAUAUGUGUGAUACCGGCCUUAAAACAUAGCACGGUCAUCAAAAAUGAAUACAGUAUUUUUACUGGCA